Messenger RNA from Fulmarus glacialis (Northern fulmar), 1433 nucleotides. It is a transcript of the gene PCYOX1L, whose product is annotated as prenylcysteine oxidase 1 like. Lineage: Eukaryota; Metazoa; Chordata; Aves; Procellariiformes; Procellariidae. The record is from RefSeq and is a predicted model, not a curated record. Gene Ontology annotation, biological process: prenylcysteine catabolic process; prenylated protein catabolic process. Gene Ontology annotation, molecular function: prenylcysteine oxidase activity.
GUCACCGUCAACAAGCAGCAGUAUGAGAGCAGGGGAGCCUCCAUCCAUGCCCUCAGCCUCCACAUGCAGGACUUCGUCAAGAUCCUUGGCCUCAAGCACCGGCGUGAGGUGGCGGGGAAGAGUGCCAUAUUCAGCGGGGAGCACUUCGUCCUGGAGGAGACCGACUGGUACCUGCUCAACCUCUUCCGGCUCUGGUGGCACUAUGGCAUCAGCUUCCUGCGCCUGCAGAUGUGGGUGGAGGAGGUGAUGGAGAAGUUCAUGAGGAUCUACAAGUACCAGGCGCACGGCUAUGCCUUCUCCAGCCUGGAGGAGCUGCUGCGCUCGCUGGGGGGUGACGCCUUCGUCAACAUGACGCAGCGCUCGGUGGCCGAGUCCUUGCUGGAGGUGGGCGUCACGCAGCGCUUCGUGGACGACGUCAUUGCGGCCGUCCUGCGCUCCAGCUAUGGGCAGUCGGUGCUGGUGCCUGCCUUCGCAGGAGCCAUGUCUCUGGCGGAGGGCAGCACCUGGGCGGUGGAAGGAGGCAACAAGCUGGUGUGUUCAGGUCUGCUGAAGCUGACUAAAGCCAACGUCAUCCCGGCCAGGGUGACGGGCGUCUCUCUGCACAGCUCAGAGGGGAGAGCCCUGUACCAGGUGCACUACGAGGGCAGUGAAGGCCAGGGCUCAGCUUUCUACGAUAUGGUAGUUGUGACGACUCCCCUGCACCCCAGCAGGAGCAACUUCACCUUCGGGAACUUCGAGCCACCCAUCGCCGACUUCCCCGGAGCCUUCCAGCCCUCCGUCACCUCCGUGGUGCACGGCUACCUCAACUCCUCCUACUUUGGCUUCCCCGACCCCAAGCUCUUCCCCUUCGCCAGCAUCCUCACCACCGACACCCCCGACCUCUUCUUCAACGCCAUGGACAACAUCUGUCCUGUCAAUAUCUCAGCAGCUUUCCGUCGCAAGCAGCCCCAGGAGGCUGCAGUGUGGCGUGUCCUCUCCCAGCAGCCACUGGACAAGCAGCAGCUGAAGACCCUCUUCAGGUCCUACUACUCGGUGCAGGUGACAGAGUGGCAGACGUAUCCCCGCUACGAUGCCGCCAAGUCCCUGCCGCCCAUCGUGCUCCAUGAAAACCUCUUCUACCUCAGCGGCGUGGAAUGGGUGGCCAGCUCCAUGGAGAUGAUAGCGGUGGCGGCCAAAAAUGUGGCCCUGCUGGCUCACAACCGCUGGCAUCAGGAUCUGGAGAAAAUUGACCAGAAGGACUUGAUGCACAAGGUGAAGACCGAGCUGUGACACCCAGGGGAGGCGGCGGGCCGGGAGCUUCUGCGUGUAGUAGCCUGGGGAGUAUUUAUUGCCUUGGGGACACCAGGGGGUUUGGGGCUGGGGGAGAAGGGACAGGCUGUGUCCCAGAUGACUUGAACGUGCGUCGCCUUCAGGAAUACAGUCCCUGCCCAGUG